AUGAGUUUAAGUAUUGUGGCCAGAGCUUUAGCAAUGCCAAAGUCCUUGGUUCCCACCGACUUCUCCACCUUGGAGGGUAGGAUGGCAGCGUGGCACACUGUUGCUAUGGCGAUGACUUUGACCAUCCAUCUCCCUGUCAUCCUCUCCAAACCAUCCAUCUCCCUGUCAGCCUCCCCAAACCAUCCAUCUCCCUGUCAUCCUCCCCAAUCCAUCCAUCUCCCUGUCAUCCUCCCCAAACCAUCCAUCUCCCUGUCAUCCUCCCCAACCAUCCAUCUCCCCGUCAUCCUCCCCAAAACCAUCCAUCUCCCCGUCAUCCUCCCCAAACCAUCCAUCUCCCUAUCAUCCUCCCCAAACCAUCCAUCUCCCUGUCAUCCUCCCCAAAACCAUCCAUCUCCCCGUCAUCCUCCCCAAACCAUCCAUCUCCCUAUCAUCCUCCCCAAACCAUCCAUCUCCCUGUCAUCCUCAUCAAACCAUCCAUCUCUCCGUCAUCCUCAUCAAACCAUCCAUCUCCCCGUCAUCCUCCCCAAACCAUCCAUCUCCCUGUCAUCCUCAUCAAACCAUCCAUCUCUCCGUCAUCCUCAUCAAACCAUCCAUCUCUCCGUCAUCCUCAUCAAGCCAUCCAUCUCUCCGUCAUCCUCAUUAAACCAUCCAUCUCCCCGUCAUCCUCCCCAAACCAUCCAUCUCCCUGUCAUCCUCCCCAAACCAUCCAUCUCUCCGUCAUCCUCCCCAAACCAUCCAUCUCCCCUUCAUCCUCCCCAAUCCAUCCAUCUCCCUGUCAUCCUCCCCAAACCAUCCAUCUCUCCGUCAUCCUCCCCAAACCAUCCAUCUCCCCGUCAUCCUCCCCAAUCCAUCCAUCUCCCUGUCAUCCUCCCCAAACCAUCCAUCUCUCCGUCAUCCUCCCCAAACCAUCCAUCUACCCGUCAUCCUCCCCAAACCAUCCAUCUCCCCGUCAUCCUCCCCAAUCCAUCCAUCUCCCUGUCAUCCUCCCCAAACCAUCCAUCUCCCUGUCAUCCUCCCCAAACCAUCCAUCUCCCUGUCAUCCUCCCCAAAUCAUCCAUCCCCCUGUCAUCCUCCCCAAACCAUCCAUCUCCCUGUAAUCCUCCCCAAACCAUCCAUCUCUCCGUCAUCCUCCCCAAACCAUCAAUCUCCCUGUCAUCCUCCCCAAUCCAUCCAUCUCCCUGUCAUCCCCCCAAAACCAUCCAUCUACCCGUCAUCCUCCCCAAACCAUCCAUCUCCCUGUCAUCCUCCCCAAAACAUCCAUCUCCCUGUCAUCCUCAUCAAACCAUCCAUCUACCUGUCAUCCUCCCCAAACCAUCCAUCUCCCUGUCAUCCUCCCCAAAACAUCCAUCUCUCCGUCAUCCUCAUCAAACCAUCCAUCUCCCUGUCAUCCUCCCCAAACCAUCCAUCUCCCUGUCAUCCUCCCCAAACCAUCCAUCUACCCGUCAUCCUCCCCAAACCAUCCAUCUACCCGUCAUCCUCCCCAAACCAUCCAUCUCCCCGUCAUCCUCAUCAAACCAUCCAUCUACCUGUCAUCCUCCCCAAACCAUCCAUCUCCCUGUCAUCCUCCCCAAACCAUCCAUCUACCCGUCAUCCUCCCCAAACCAUCCAUCUCUCUGUCAUCCUCCCCAAACCAUCCAUCUACCCGUCAUCCUCCCCAAACCAUCCAUCUACCCGUCAUCCUCCCCAAACCAUCCAUCUCCCCGUCAUCCUCCCCAAACCAUCCAUCUCCCUGUCAUCCUCCCCAAACCAUACAUCUCCCUGUCAUCUUCCCCAAUCCAUCCAUCUCCCCGUCAUCAUCAUCAAUCCAUCCAUCUCCCUGUCAUCCUCCCCAAACCAUCCAUCUCCCCGUUAUCCUCAUCAAUUUAUCCUUCCCCCUGUCAUCCUCUCCAGACCAUUUCCACCCCAUCAUCAUCAUCAAUCCAUACUUCCCCCUGUCAUCCUCCCCAAACCAUCCAUCUCCCCGUCAUCCUCAUCAAUUUAUCCUUCCCCCUGUCAUCCUCUCCAGACCAUUUCCACCCCAUCAUCAUCAUCAAUCCAUACUUCCCCCUGUCAUCCUCCCCAAACCAUCCAUCUCCCCGUCAUCCUCAUCAAUUUAUCCUUCCCCCUGUCAUCCUCUCCAGACCAUUUCCACCCCAUCAUCAUCAUCAAUCCAUCCAUCUCCCUGUCAUCCUCCCCAAACCAUCCAUCUACCCGUCAUCCUCCCCAAACCAUCCAUCUACCCGUCAUCCUCCCCAAACCAUCCAUCUCCCCGUCAUCCUCCCCAAACCACCCAUCUCCCUGUCAUCCUCCCCAAACCAUCCAUCUCUCUGUCAUCCUCCCCAAACCAUCCAUCUACCCGUCAUCCUCCCCAAACCAUCCAUCUCCCUGUCAUCCUCCCCAAACCAUCCAUCUCCCUGUCAUCCUCCCCAAACCAUACAUCUCCCUGUCAUCUUCCCCAAUCCAUCCAUCUCCCCGUCAUCAUCAUCAAUCCAUCCAUCUCCCUGUCAUCCUCCCCAAACCAUCCAUCUCCCCGUCAUCCUCAUCAAUUUAUCCUUCCCCCUGUCAUCCUCUCCAGACCAUUUCCACCCCAUCAUCAUCAUCAAUCCAUACUUCCCCCUGUCAUCCUCCCCAAACCAUCCAUCUCCCCGUCAUCCUCAUCAAUUUAUCCUUCCCCCUGUCAUCCUCUCCAGACCAUUUCCACCCCAUCAUCAUCAUCAAUCCAUCCAUCUCCCUGUCAUCCUCCCCAAACCAUCCAUCUCCCUGUCAUCCUCCCCAAACCAUCCAUCUCCCUGUCAUCCUCCCCAAACCAUCCAUCUCCCCGUCAUCAUCAUCAAUCCAUACUUCCCCCUGUCAUCCUCUCCAGACCAUUUCCACCCAAUCAUCAUUCUUCCCCAACCACUCCUCCCAGCUAACAUCCUGUCCAAUACAGAACCAUGUAACUUGGAGUGGUAG
Messenger RNA from Pecten maximus, 2931 nucleotides. RefSeq names its product proline-rich extensin-like protein EPR1. Lineage: Eukaryota; Metazoa; Mollusca; Bivalvia; Pectinida; Pectinidae. The record is from RefSeq and is a predicted model, not a curated record. The coding region runs from base 1 to 2931 and encodes 976 amino acids. The transcript is spliced from 2 exons.